CGAUAGCUGUUUUGGAAAGUGAAAAUUGAGGAAGAAAGAGGGACCGGAGUUUGCUGCUUUGAGGCCUGCGUGAUGUCUUGCUUUUUCCAAACUCUUUCUAAGAAAUACAGAUCCAGGCAGGAAAAAGAAAGUAUUGAAGAGGUGCAAUUACGCCAAUGGGGGUUGACAGGUAUUCAUCUGCGCCCCUAUCAGAUAGAAGGUGUAAAUUGGAUGAUACGCUGCUAUGAAACUGGGCAUAGCUGCAUUCUGGGUGAUGAAAUGGGACUGGGGAAGACUUGUCAGACUAUUUCUCUGCUUGUUUUUUUAAGUGGGAAGCUUCAUAGAAGGCCUUUUUUGAUCCUUUGCCCUCUCUCUGUAUUAAAUAACUGGAAGGAUGAACUACAAAGGUUUUCUCCAAGCCUUUCCAUUGUGAUAUAUUCAGGAGAUAAAGAAGAAAGAGCCAAACUGCAACAGAAUUUGAAAUCAAAUCAUAGUUUCCACGUUCUGCUGACCACUUAUGAGAUGUGCCUCAAGGAUGCAGCAUUUCUAAAAUGUUUUAACUGGACUUGUCUUGUUGUGGAUGAAGCACACAGACUGAAGAAUCAGGAUUCAUUGCUUCAUAAAACACUAUCUGAGUAUUCAACAGAUUUCAGUCUCCUGCUGACUGGUACUCCAAUUCAGAACAAUCUUCAAGAGUUAUAUUCCAUGCUUGCGUUUAUUGAACCAGUUAUAUUUCCCAAGGAACUGGUGGAAGAAUUUGUUUGCUAUUACCAUGGAAUUGAAAAAGACAGUGAAACAGUCAAAGAACUUCACAGUCUGUUGCAGCCUUUGUUGCUCAGGAGAGUGAAGGCAGAAGUUGCAGAAGAAAUUCCAAAGAAGGUAGAAGUCGUUCUCUACCAUGGAAUGUCGGCACUACAGAAAAAACUUUAUAAGGCUCUUCUCAUGAAAGAUCUAGAUGCAUUUGAAAAUGAGUCGGGAAAGAAAGCUAAACUCCAAAAUGUGUUGAUUCAACUCCGGAAAUGUGUAGCUCAUCCAUAUCUAUUCAAUGGUGUUGAGCCAGAGCCCUUUGUCAUUGGAGAUCACCUCAUUGAAGCCAGUGGCAAACUGAAUUUGUUGGAUAAGCUUCUUUCUUUCCUGUAUGAUGGUAAGCAUCGUGUCCUGUUGUUUUCACAAAUGACCCAAAUGUUAGAUAUUCUACAAGACUACAUGGAUUAUAGAGGUUACAGCUAUGAGCGCCUGGAUGGAUCUGUCCGAGGUGAAGAGAGGCAUCUUGCCAUUAACAACUUUGGUCAGCAACCUAUUUUUGUUUUCCUUCUGAGUACCAAGGCAGGUGGAGUUGGUAUGAAUCUUACAGCAGCAGAUACAGUUAUUUUUGUUGACAGUGAUUUUAAUCCACAAAAUGAUGUGCAAGCAACAGCAAGAGCCCACAGGAUUGGCCAGAAGAAACCAGUAAAAAUUAUCCGUUUGAUUGGGAGAGACACUGUAGAAGAAAUUAUCUACCGACGAGCAAUAUCAAAACUCCAACUAACUAAUACCAUUAUUGAAGGGGGGCAGUUUGCACUUGGAGCUCACAAAACUCAGGAAAUAGCAGAUGUUCAGCUAAAUGAAAUCCUGAAGUUUGGUUUGGACAAAUUGUUGUCAUCGGAAGGGAGUACUGUCUGUGAUAUAGACCUGGGAAGUAUCCUUGGGGAGACAAGAGGAGGAAUAUGGUUAAUGGAUCCAGUGCAGUCAAUCACAGAAAUAAAUGAAGAGCAAACUUUGGAAAGCCACAUGUACAUAUUUGAGGGCAAGGACUAUUCCAAGGAGGCGAGCCAAGACGACAAGAAGGCAUAUGAUCGUUUGCUAGGAUUUCAGAAAGUUAUCCUUGAAGACUUCAGUCAAGGAGGAAGAAUUCUCCGAAAUAAAGAAAAUAUUGUCAUGACCGUUCAUAUGGGACCUAGUAAAAAAAGGCGUAAACUGAGCCCAGAAGAGCUGGAAGUUCAACAGAGAAAACUGCAGGAGGCAGCAGCAAAGAGGGCCAGGCUCAGAGAAGAGAAGAGGCAGAGGGCAGCAGAGACCGAACAGCGGGAAAAGAUAGCCUUGUGGGAAGCCAAUCACUAUCAGUCUUGCUGCCUUGAGUCAGAAGAAAGCAGUGAGGAGGAAGAGGAAGUAGAGGAAAAAAGUCAACUGGAUUUAGAACAUACAGACCCUGAACUGACAUCUAUCAAGUAUAUUAUGGGUGAUGUUACCCACCCCAUAGUAGGAGAUGAGGAUGCCAUAAUUGUCCACUGUGUAGAUGAUUCUGGCCACUGGGGAAGAGGAGGUUUAUUCACAGCUCUGGGGAAUCGUUCUGAUCAACCAAAGAAAAUAUAUGAGCUGGCGGGAAAGAUGAAAGACCUGACAUUAGGAGGAACUCUUUUAUUCUGCAUUGAUGAUAAGGAAUCCAGGAAUAAAGGAACGGAUUUGCUGGCCCUUAUUGUAGCACAGCACCGGGACCAUUCAAACAACUUGUCUGGAAUUAAGCUCCCUGCAUUAGAAAAAGGAUUUAAAAAAAUUUAUCAAACAGCCAAGAAAAGAAAUGCAAGCAUUCAUCUUCCUCGCAUUGGAUAUUCAACCAAAGGCUUUAAUUGGUAUGGAACAGAACGCCUCAUUCGCAAAUACUUGGGAUCCAGAGGAAUUCCCACAUUUGUAUAUUACUUUCCAAGAAAUAAAGCAUCGUCGUCUUCUCAAGAAUCUACAACAACACUACAACCUUAAAGAUUUUCAAUUAUUAAGCAGAAAUUGCCAUUUUCAAUUGAUAAGCACAUCUAUAGCACGUUAACUCUCAUGUAAUUUUCUUAAUUUUUGUUUGUAAGCAGAACCCUAACCCUAACCUAUGUUUGUCUGCAUCCAAGAUUACUAGGCAGUAGUCAUAAACAUCUGUCCACUGAAGAUAGCACUGAUAGGGAAGGUUUAAUUUUUGCACAUGAAUCCUGAGACCUAUUUAGAAAGUACAAGCUUAUUUUGAGAUGCAUUUCUUUCUCUUCCUUACAACCACCAAAGAAAAGGAAGUAGCUGGCCUUACUGCCUGAGGAAGAACUGAGCCUGACCUGAAUAUGAUCCAGCAGGGUAGAAGGAAAAAGUGGAAAAACCUGAAUCAAGAUGAUAAAGGCUAAACAUGCAUUCAAAUGUAUACAGCCAUCUACUCAAAAUGCUUUAAAUUCCUGCACGAAGCAAGGCCCCUUCCACCUCUAGACUGGAAGAGUGAGUUAGCAAGCAUGUAAGGCAGCAAAUGGUUGUGUGUCCUAAUAGCAGCACAUAUUAGUAAUGUUCUUUGAUUUACAUGUAAUGUCACAUACAAUUUUGCUAUCUGAAAAUCAAUAUAAUUUUGAUCAAUAGAUAUUGAUAAGGUACUGAUAAACCACCAAAUCCACCAAAGAGGCUAUGAAACAGAAGUGUAAGGGAGCAUACUAACCUUCCUUGUAUAUAUUAUUGUAAAGCAGAGAUGCUAAAAUUCCUACAAUACAUCACUUGUGCCAAUAUGGCAUGGAGAAGGCUGAAGCAAGCACUCAUAUUCUAGUACAACAUCAAUUUUAUUUUGAUCUACAAUGCAAGCUAAUUUUUCCUUCUUUAUCGGAAAUAUAUGCAAUAGCCCAUAAGAAUUACUAUGCUGUCAAAUUCUGCCAUUUCACUUUUAGAUGAUCAGCUGGAUGAUGAUCUCUGUAGUAUAAAAAUUAAGAUUAUCACUAGUAUUCUUUAAUUAUAUAUCCUAAUUUUUAGGUAUAUUUACAAGUAUUUUUGUGUUUUGUUUCUAAGUGUAUGGGCCUCAAGCUGUACUAAAAUUUGAAAUUCCACAUUUGAAAAUUUGAUUGUGAUGGCUUAUUACAUGUAGAUAAUUUGUUCUGAGACUUGAUAGUGGUUUCAUGUGGAUUCCAAGUUUAAAAUCAUACAAAAUUCACUCUUAUCAGUUUCAUGAUGGUCAGGGUGCACUCCAUGCUAACAGAUCUAUUAUUUGAUGGUGGUUUGAGGAGGAUCCCAUGUAAAAAUCAUAAAGGAGAAUCCAUUUUUUAAGUGGAACAAAAGCUUAUACCUUUUAAUAAAAUUAGUCA
This is a messenger RNA of Python bivittatus (Burmese python), 4046 nucleotides long. It is a transcript of the gene CHD1L, whose product is annotated as chromodomain helicase DNA binding protein 1 like. The record is from RefSeq and is a predicted model, not a curated record. Gene Ontology annotation, cellular component: nucleus. NCBI's taxonomy places the organism in Eukaryota, Metazoa, Chordata, Lepidosauria, Squamata, Pythonidae. Gene Ontology annotation, biological process: DNA repair; chromatin remodeling. Gene Ontology annotation, molecular function: DNA helicase activity; ATP binding.